AUGGCCGUAGGCGGUCAGAAGAAGGAUCCUCGAGAUUGGAAGGACAAGGGAUUCGUCGUGACGUGCCAGAAGCGCCUGAUGAAGUUCUUCUCCGAGUCGGGCUUCCCAUAUGCGUUGGGUCCCAAGACGCUCACCUCGCCAUCGAACAAGGAAUUCUUCCAGAUGUUCCAAUUCCUCUACCAGCGCUUCGACCCCUCCUACAAAUUCGGAGCCAAGCCCGAGGAUGAGAUCCUCCCGCUUCUCACCGGCCUCAACUACCCCUUCAAGAUCACAAAGACGCCUCUAUGGCUCGAACAGAACUCGCUUAUCACUCCAGGAGCGCCUCACGUGUGGCCUUCGCUCAUGGGCGCACUGUUGUGGAUGACCGAGUUGCUGGAAUACAGCGAUGUUGUGGGCCGACACCAAGACGAUGACUUCGGCAACGACGAAGAAGACAAAGACAAAUGGACAUGCACCUUCAUCACCCAAGUCUACGGCGCCUGGCUGAAUGGUGAUGAUGAAGAGUUCGACCGCCUCAACGGGGACCUGAUCAACUUCUACGAGUCGAGAAGACAGAUGGAGAUCUCGAAUGUUGAAAACCUGAGCAACUCGAUCGAGGCUCUCUCCAAGGAAAUCGAGCAGAUCGAGAACGCUCCUUCCCGCAUCGACGCUCUGAAUCGCAAGAAGGAGGAUUUUCUGAGCGACAUCAGCAAGUUCAAGAAGUUUGCUGCCACCAUGCAAGACCAGAAGGACGCCGUCGUGGCCGCCAUCGCGGAGAUGAACGGCACCAUCGAAGCCGAACAGCGCGAGCUGGAGCAGCGCCUGAAGGAGAACCAGGAGCUGCAGACCAUCAUCGACGCACAGGACAUCACGCCCGCCGAUGUCGAGAGAAUGAUGUCUGCCAAGCAUUCGCUCGAGCAGUCCUUGCAGCUUCUCUGCGAGCAGCGUGACAGCAUCCAGAAAGAUGUGUGGACACGGGAAGUGGAGGUGCAGAAGGCCUCGGAUAGCUUGGACCGAGCGAUCAGCAUGUUCAACGCGACGGCAACGAACCUCCGCCUGGUGGGCGCGUCGGCCAAGUAUCCCAAGGACAUCAUCAGCGACAGCUUCAAGCUCAUCACGUUCGCCCCGCACGCGCCCACCGCCGACCGAAUGCUCAACUGCUCGAUCAAGCAGGACAUCAAGCCCUGCCUGUUCAAGCUCAAGGACCAUCUGCUCGAGAAGGCCAAGUCGCUCCACGACAGAUACAUGGACACGCACAUGGAAUUGGAAGCCAUCUGCGAGACCGUGGACGAGCAGCGCGAGAGCGCGAACGCCAUCGAGGCCAAGCUACAGCACUCGAUCCAGUCCUAUCGCACCAACAAGCACUCCAUCGCCGAAGCCGCCAAGCGAAGUCAGGCCGAGGUGGAGAACAUUCGACAGGAGGCCAAGAAGAUGCGUGCCGAUGUGGCGAUGAUGUGGGCGCAGAGCGAGCGGGCCGUGGCGGGAGCGGGCGAGACGGUCGAGGAGCACGAGAAGAACUGCGCGCGCGAGAGGGAGGCCAUGGUACAGUUCAUCACCGAGACGCUCGGCGCGCUGAUGGAGCACAAGGACAACAUCAGCGACACGUUGGCCGCCCUCAACCAGAGACUCGACGACGAGUUGGCUGCCUGCGAGAGUCUUUGA
Molecule: messenger RNA, 1641 nt
Organism: Acanthamoeba castellanii str. Neff
Lineage: Eukaryota; Discosea; Longamoebia; Acanthamoebidae
Product: HEC/Ndc80p family protein
Exons: 8
Coding region: 1-1641 (546 amino acids)
Biological process (GO): attachment of mitotic spindle microtubules to kinetochore
Cellular component (GO): Ndc80 complex
Source: RefSeq, a predicted model, not a curated record